UAACAGGCAUAAUCCUCCAAGAGACUGGAUUUCCAUAUUUUAAAAUUGAACAUAAUUAAAGCCGUCGUGGAGUCCCUUAAGCCCUGAGCGAGUGUAAGAGACGCAGCGAGCUUUAGAGAAGUGUGGAGGAUGGCAACUGCAAAGAUGCGCAUCAAGUCAAUGGGGGAUGGACGGAAGAGUCUGUAUAUGAGCAUGGCAAAUGAGAAGUUCCAACAAGACCCUAAAGGUACGAUGGGGAAGGGCGAGAAGGGAAAGAAGAAGGGCGCCAAGAUGGCCACCACGGGACUCGACAUGGAGGAGGAUGCCCUUCAUCUCAACAUGUUGUCUGAAGAACUGGAAGAUUUCCUGUACGCUGCGGAGUUUGGGGACACUCCUACUAUACGGCGUAUGCUGCAUGACUUCCCCGACAUUGACGUCAAUGCUUCUGACAUAUUGGGACGCUCAGCACUGAGGCUUGCUGUGGGGAAUGAACACUUAGAGAUAGUUGAGCUACUUCUUGACAAAUCAAACGUUGGGAACGUCUACGAGGCCCUCCUCCUGGCCAUAAACAGCGACCAUGAGCAGAUAGCUGAGGCUAUACUCAGACAUCCGUCCUAUGACAAAAUAGCAAAGACGAUUCGUGUCAUGGGACAAAGUGAUAUAUUUUACAGCGCUCUAAGCGAUCUUGAUUCUCAAUUCUCUGCUGAUAUCACCCCUCUGAUCUUAGCUGCCCAGAGGAACCAGUAUGGGAUCGUGCAGUACCUCCUGAUGAGGGGGGACACGAUAAUACCUCCACAUAGUUACAACUGUUGUUGCACUGAAUGCACCGAGAAAGUCGAACUUGACCAACUUCGCUACUCGAAAAUGCGACUGAACAAUUACAAAGGUCUCGCAAGUGAAGCGUAUAUCUCACUGUCCAGCAAGGAUCCCAUACUUACUGCAUUUCAGCUUGGACGUGAGCUGAAAAAUGUUGCUAAUUUUGAAAAGUACUUUAAGACGGAAUACCUCCAGCUGGCUGCGGGGUUGAGUGAUUAUGUUGUGAAACUAUUAGAUAAAGUAAGGAGCCAUGAGGAACUUGAGACUAUACUAAAUGAAACAAAUGGUAGCACUUUGGGCAAACGAGAAAAACUUGCCAGAUUAAAACUAGCUAUUUUUUACGAUGAGAAAAAGUUUACAGCCCACGCAACAUGUCAACAGAAGCUAGUCAGUAUAUGGUAUGCCGGGAUGUUGAACAUUGAACGAAAGGGGGCAAUGAUGAAAUUCUUCUUGCACCUGGGGCAUAUUUUGCUCCUGCCAUUUUUGACGUUGGCUUACUGGAUUGCUCCUAAGACAAAGAUUGGACGGUAUCUGAGUUAUCCAUAUAUGAAGUUUAUGGCAAACACCGUUUCUUACAUGAUCUUCCUAGCCUUGAUCGUUGUAUUCAGCUUAACCGAAUCACCAGCGGAUGAAUAUACGUUUUCACAACAACCUGGUGUAAAAGAGUUCUACAAGGAAUACACCAACAAAUCGUACAACACAAAUGGCGUUUUCCUGGAUGAUUUCUAUGUCAGACCGCAUUUGCCAAACGUGAUGGACUAUAUACUGAGCGUCUGGGUUGUGGGUCUGGUGUGGCAAGAAUGCAAGCAGCUGUACGGAGAGGGGCUGGAAGGCUUUGUUGACUCCUGGUUCAACCUUAUGGAUUUUUCAAUGUUGACUGGCUACUUAGCUUCAUUUGUGCUUCGGUUUCUGGUCCGAAUAAAGGUUACUAUGGCUUUGGAUUUCUUCACACAUCGCUCAUCUUGGGAGUCACUUGUGAAUGGGGACCCUCGCUCUGUUUACAAACAAUAUUGGCUAAUUGCAGAUCGUUAUUACUGGAAUGCCUGGGACCCUCAGCAUGUAUGUGAGGGAUUAUUUGCUAUAGCAAAUGUACUGAGCUUUUCUCGAAUCUCAUCAAUUCUUUCCACCAGUGAUGUAUUCGGCCCAUUGCAGAGAUCACUUGGGAGGAUGGUCUCAGACCUGUUAAAGUUUUUCAUAGUAGCUGGCUUGGUAUUUCUGGCAUUCAUGAUAGCAUUGUUCAACCUGUUCUGGUACUAUGAUGACGCCACAAGGAGAAGCGCAGAGAUGCCCAAAGCACACCCUCAUGAGAUCACCAAUGCACAAUUGUCAUUUGGGGAGUUUGAGUUAACAUUCCGGACUGUGUUUUGGUCACUGUUUGGCAUGACAGAUGCAGACGUGGUUGAACUGCAGGAAUACGACAGCAAAUUUACAACUAGUGUUGGUUACAUAUUAUUUGGUGCCUAUAACUGUACAAUGGUCAUCGUUAUAUUGAAUAUGCUUAUUGCUAUGAUGGCUAGAUCGUACGACCAAGUCGCAGGAGUUGAAGACGUCGAGUGGAAGUUUGCCCGUACACAACUGUUUAUGGAAUUCAUCAAAGAGGGUUCUACAUUACCCGUACCUUUCAAUAUCAUCCCCACUCCCAAAGCAAUAUAUUAUUUCUUUAGGAGUAUAUACAGAACAAUUCACGACUGCUGUUUUCCUAAGAAACGACAAUCCAAGUUUCAGAAAAGCGCACGUGAUGUACAAACAAUUAAGAAUAUCUUAAACAAUAUGGGCGAAAAGGCUAAAAAUACAAAGGGGAGUGAUUUGCCUGAUGAGGGUCCAAUAAAGUUGAACAAUGUUAGAAAGAUUGACAAUAAUCUGGAACAGGAGGAAAAUGUCAUCAAUAUUGAAGAUGUCCCAAACAUUUCUAACCACGAGAGAGUCAUGAAGCGCAUAGUAAAGAGAUUUAUAUUCGAGAGUCAAGCUGAAGAAGAUGGGGCUACAGAGGGUGACUUCGCGGAGAUCAAACAAGAUAUUUCUAGUUUCAGAUAUGACGUUUUGAAUUAUCUAAACUCGCAGCAACGCGUGGUAAAAGACAAUAGGAAACGAUUGAAUGAAUUGAACCAACACAUAACCAAUCUGGAUGAAAAAUUAGACUUACUACUGGAUGAGAAUAUCAUCCGGAUGAAACACUUAGAAAAACUAUUGACUAAGACUAUGGAGAGGUCAUCCUUGGCAAACGAAGGUGGAAUCUCACCAGAGGAUACUAAAGAUUUAGGAACAGAGACAUUGUCACGUUGGAAAUCAAAGUCUCGUAAACCAAUAUUAAAAUCACAGAAAUCCUCAUCGCUGCCAAAACUAGACAACAAUAAUACUGUUGAUAAUGAUAACUUUGAUCAAACGGAUGAUGAACUGGACCCAACUGUGUGGGUGAAACACAAUAAAAUGAAUAGAAGGAAAGCAAUGAAGCGUGUUAUGAACCAGUAUAGCAGUAGUGAGUGUGACAAUCCUGAAUCGCCCAAACCCGGGGAUGGCACUAGCCCAAGUGCCGUUGACGAGGGGAUUGUGGGAAAAGUUGGCAUGGUGAUGGAUUCAAUCGGUGGUCUUAUUAUGGGAAAAAGAACAUCAACGUCUGAUGUUUGAAUUUAAUAAGACCUGAGAAUUAAUCUAUUAUAUCAGUAUAUAUUAUUUAUCUGACGGUACAAUAAAAAAAUAAAUGAACUAUGC
Molecule: messenger RNA, 3504 nt
Organism: Owenia fusiformis
Lineage: Eukaryota; Metazoa; Annelida; Polychaeta; Sabellida; Oweniidae
Source: the annotation of a GenBank genome assembly